Molecule: messenger RNA, 3259 nt
Organism: Chinchilla lanigera (long-tailed chinchilla)
Lineage: Eukaryota; Metazoa; Chordata; Mammalia; Rodentia; Chinchillidae
Gene: Il2rb
Product: interleukin 2 receptor, beta
Exons: 10
Coding region: 223-1881 (552 amino acids)
Biological process (GO): cytokine-mediated signaling pathway; immunoglobulin mediated immune response
Cellular component (GO): membrane; external side of plasma membrane
Molecular function (GO): protein binding; cytokine receptor activity
Source: RefSeq, a predicted model, not a curated record
UCUCACUGUCCUUGUUCCCCGCCUCCCGACGCCCGUCCCUCCACGCUCUGCACAGGAAGUGGGCCGGCCCUGGGUUGCAGUUUUUGCCGGCCCCACAGUUGUCUCUCUGCUACCCGGGCUGCAGGAGCCCGAGAUGGCCGAGGUCCCAGAAGCAGGGAGAACACUGCCACAGCCUCAUGUCUCAGCCAGGCCUUCCCCCCUCAGCUCGGCUCUGUGCAUGUGAUGGCGGGCCCAGCUCUGUCCUGGUGUCUGCCCCUGCUGGUCCUCCUCCUGCCCCUGACAGCCCCUCCGGUGUCUGCAACAGUGAACGAGUCUUCCCAGCUCGAAUGCUUCUACAACUCUCAAGCCAACAUCUCCUGCCUGUGGAGCCAGGAGAAGGGUGUGCAGAACACAUCCUGCCACAUCCGCGCCCGGUCAGACAAGCGGCCCUGGAACCGGACCUGCUCCAUGUUCGCAGUGAGCCCAACGACUUGGGCCUGUAACCUGGUCCUCGGAUCUCCGACUUCUCAGCAGCUGACCUCUGUGGAUAUCAUUACUGCCCGUGUGAUGUGCUGGGAAGGUGGACAGUGGCGGAUGGUGCUGACCAAGAACUUCAAGCCCUUUGAGUACCUUCGCCUGGUGGCCCCCACCUCCCUCCAGCUCGCCUAUGUGGACACCAAUAGAUGUAAUGUCACCUGGCACCUCACCCAGGUCUCCCACUACAUCGACUCCUACUUGGAGUUUGAGGCUCGGACACGGUCGCCAGGCCACAGCUGGGAGGAGAAUGUCCCGUUGAGUCUCAAGCAGAGGCAGCAGUGGAUCUUCCUGGAGAACCUGGUGCCCGACACUCAGUAUGAGCUGCAGGUGCGGACACGGUCCCAGAAAGGCCAGCACAACGCGUGGAGCCCCUGGAGCCAGGCCCUGGCCUUCAGGACGAGGCCUGCAGCCCCGAGGAAGGAGUCCCCGCCCCUCGCUUGGGUCCUUGGCCCUGCCCUGGGCCUUGGGCUGGUCUGCGGCGUCAUCAUCUCUGUGUUCCUCUUGGUCAGCGGCAAUUGCCUCGGGCCUUGGCUGAAGAAAGUCCUGAAGUGUCACAUCCCAGACCCCUCAGAGUUCUUCUCCCAGCUAAACUCCGAGCACGGAGGGGACUUCCAGAAGUGGCUGUCCUCGCCUUUCCCCUCAUCCUCCUUCAGCCUGGGGGCCCCGGCGCCCGAGAUCUCACCGCUGGAAGUGCUGGACAAGGACACCAAGGCCGCACAGCUGCUCCUGCUGCAGCAGAACAAGGUGCCCUUGCCCUCGCCUGCGCCCAGCGGCCACUCACAGACAAGUUGCUUCACCAACCAGGGCUACUUCUUCUUCCACCUCCCGGACGCCCUGGAGAUCGAGGCCUGCCAGGUGUACUUCACCUACGAGCCCUGUACUGAGGCGGAGCCUGAGGAGGGUGCACCCCCAGGGUCCCCUCUCGCACCCCUGCUGCCCCUGCAAGGGGAAGAUGACGCCUACUGCACCUUUCCCCCAGGGGAGGACCUGCUACUCUUCUCCAGCCUCCACAGUGGCCCAAGCACCCCCCACGGUGGCCCAAACACCCUCCACAUUCUCCCUCGGGCCGCUGGGAUCAGUGAAGAGAGGCUGCGCCCCUCCCUACAGGAGGGGGCUCCCCAGGACUGGGGUCCUCCACCGCUGGCAUCCCCUAUCCCAAUGGGCCCCGACCCAGUGGGUUUCCAGUCACCCCUGGAGCAGGCAUUGGGCGUGGCUGGGGAGGAGGCCCCUGCCCUGGGGCCUGAGGAUGGGGCUGACUCCCCCGGGCAGGGCCAGGGCAGGACCCCUUCCUCCCGCUGCGCUGACACUGACGCCUACCUGUCCCUCCAAGAGCUCCAGGCUCAGGACCCAGCUCUCCUGAUGUAGACAGCCAGCCAGGGCUGGGAGGCAGGAGGCUGCCUGGGAUGUGCCAGGCCUCAGGGGUGCCCCAGACAGUCCAGUGUGGAGGACAUCGCCACCCUGAUGCCCCACCCACCUUCAAACCUCAGCUGCUGCUCCGUGGUUGCACCGUGCAUAUCAGGGCCUGGGGCAGGAGUGGGAGAAGGAUCCCCCUCCGUGUCUCAUCACUGAGUCCCUGGAGCUUUGUCUCUCAGGCACCCACCCUCCAAAUCCGCAGUCACCUACGGACACCAGUCAUCACUGCAGCUCCCCUCCGAGCUUCCUCUGCAGGGCACCAGAGUGUGAUUCCCACACAUAAACACGGCUGCGCCCCUCACCUGCUCCAAACCCUGCCUGGCUCCGGGGCCCUCAGCACCACCCUUAGCCUGCCACUUACCCUUCCAUGUCUGGACAGUCCCUUCUGAGACCCUUACAAGUGGCCUCAGCACGCUCCUAAAAGCUGCCUUGCACUUUGGAUGUGCUGUGGCCAAUAUCCGGGGCACCCACGCCUCCUCUAGGUGACAGUCUGCUUCCCCCAAGGGAAACAUUGCUGGAUCCAGUGCCGGGAGGGAACACCACCCAGGUCCCGGGUGGUGGAGAAGGGCUCUCUCUUGGCCUGAGAGUGCUCCACCCAGGAACAGACAGAAAUCCCCAUGGCGGGGACCCUUCUGGAGCUUUCCAUGGUGGCCUCACAGACUCACAAGGGAGUAAACCCGGGAGUCCCUGCAGCCCAGGCAGCAGCCUCUUCCUUCCAGCAAGAGGUCCCCACCCUGGGCAGCUUUCACCUGAGGGUUCUUGCCCUCAUGAAUCCCCUGGAUUGCCUGCAUACGGACCAGCAAGAGUCUGGUCCCUUCGCAUUCAGUGCUCCCUUCUUACAGGGCUGGCCCUUCCCACCACCCCUCUGCCCCUCUUCCCUCUGUGCCUGGCACUGUCCACAGUGACCACCAUCCCACACCCCUGCAGGAAAGACUCCCAGUGCCAACUGACUGGCUUGGGAGCAGCAGGGCCUACAUUUAUAAGUCCUUCUCGCGGCUGAUUGGGCAUCUGACCAGAAGCCCACCCACAGGCUGACUAGCAGCCUAUGAGAAAGCUUGGUACAGAAACUCUGUCCAAACAAGAAGGCUAGGCAUGAUCUAGUCAAUCAGAUUAUCUCUUGGGCUCAGGCAUUUAAACUGGAGGAAGAGUGAGAGGGGGUAGGGGGGGCAGGUGCUUGGGAACAGGGCUCCCAGGAGCUGGGAGAGAGGUGUUGAGCCUCAUGAGCAGAAGGCAGGGGGAGGUCCUGACAGAAACUCCUACUGCCUGCACCAUUCUGUCCUGAUCCCUGUCUUUUUAUGUUCAAAAUAAAGUUUUUCUUGAGGUUGGGUGA